Molecule: messenger RNA, 981 nt
Organism: Scheffersomyces coipomensis
Lineage: Eukaryota; Fungi; Ascomycota; Pichiomycetes; Serinales; Debaryomycetaceae
Gene: PHO100
Product: Pho100p
Exons: 1
Coding region: 1-981 (326 amino acids)
Molecular function (GO): nucleotidase activity
Source: RefSeq, a predicted model, not a curated record
AUGCAAUUCACUCAAUACAUUGCCUUGUUAUUCUUGGCAGCAGUCACUCUCGCUAAAAACAUUCUUUUAACUAAUGAUGAUUCUUGGGUUGCUACCAACAUUAGAGCCACCUACUAUAAGUUAAAAGAAGCUGGUCAUGAAGUUUGGUUAGUUGCUCCUGUUUCUCAAAGAUCUGGUUGGGGUGGUCGUUUUGAUGUUCCAACUUCUCCAACUUUACAAACUGAUGGUGAAUUAGGUUAUGUUAAAGCCGGUGCUCCAUCUUGGGGUCAUGAAGAUUUUGAUGAUCACAUUUGGUAUUUCAAUGGUACUCCAGCUUCAUCUGUUGCUUUCGCUUUACAAUAUGUUUUCCCAGUUUACUUCAAUUUAAGUGAUUUCACUCCAGAUUUCGUUGUUUCUGGUCCAAAUGAAGGUACUAACUUAGGUAGUUUCUAUACUUUAUCAGGUACUAUGGGUGCUACUUACAACUCAGUUUACAGAAACCUUCCAGCUAUUGCUUUCUCUGGUUCUAACUCCAACAACUCCUUAUAUACUGAUUUCUUAGACCUUUCUGAUCCAUUAGAACCAUCAACUAUCUAUGCUGGAUUAGUUGUUGAUAUUGUCAAUACUAUUUUCGAAGCUCAAGGUGAUAAUGAAAGAGCUUUACCAUUAGGUGUUGGUUACAAUGUUAAUUUCCCAGCUGUUGGUUAUCAAAAUGAAAGUUGUACUGCUCCAGAAUGGGUUUCUACUAGAUUCAGUGGUUUAAAUGCUGCUGGUGCUGAUAUGGUUUAUAAUGCUACCAGUGAUUCCUUCGUUUGGACUCAACACACUUGGGAAGCUUUAACUGCUUGUUACAAUGGUAAUUGUGCUUUACCAUCAGAAACGUAUAUCAAUUCCCUUAAGAACUGUCAAACUACUGUUUCAGUUUUCUCCAUUGAUUACAGUGCCAAUGCUGAUUUAACUGCUCAAUCUAAUGCUUUAUUAGCUCCAAUCUUCAGCAAAUAA